Molecule: messenger RNA, 662 nt
Organism: Andrographis paniculata
Lineage: Eukaryota; Viridiplantae; Streptophyta; Magnoliopsida; Lamiales; Acanthaceae
Product: 60S ribosomal protein L23
Exons: 4
Coding region: 55-477 (140 amino acids)
Biological process (GO): translation
Cellular component (GO): cytosolic large ribosomal subunit; ribosome
Molecular function (GO): structural constituent of ribosome; large ribosomal subunit rRNA binding
Source: RefSeq, a predicted model, not a curated record
UAUAAAAGGCAGAACGAUUUCAGAUUGUUCUCUCUGUUUCAGCCGAAGGCGACAAUGUCGAAGCGAGGGCGCGGAGGAUCGGCGGGUAACAAGUUCAGGAUGUCGCUGGGUCUGCCAGUGGCGGCGACGGUGAACUGCGCGGACAACACCGGGGCAAAGAAUCUCUACAUUAUUUCGGUGAAGGGGAUCAAGGGACGGCUGAACAGGCUGCCUUCCGCGUGUGUCGGGGAUAUGGUUAUGGCUACUGUGAAGAAAGGGAAACCCGAUCUUCGUAAGAAGGUGUUGCCAGCUGUCAUCGUCCGACAACGCAAGCCAUGGCGCAGAAAGGAUGGCGUCUUCAUGUACUUCGAAGAUAAUGCUGGGGUCAUUGUAAACCCGAAAGGCGAAAUGAAAGGUUCUGCAAUAACAGGUCCUAUUGGAAAGGAAUGUGCUGAUCUUUGGCCAAGGAUUGCGAGUGCUGCCAAUGCCAUUGUUUAGAAUCCGUCAUAUGUUUUGACAUUUGCCUUUGCUUUUCUAUUAAACAAUUCUGUGUUAUUGAGAUGGCAAUUUUGAUUUGGAUUUUUUUGCAUCGACGGACCGGUUCGAGGGAUUAUAUUAUGUAAUGGGUUUUCAAGAUUUGAUUUUAAUUUAUACUGCAGCAUAUAUUUGCUUUGAUGAUUUUA